AUGAAUAAAGAAUGUAGUUUAAAAAAAGAAAUUCGCAACAGUGAUUUAAACAAAGACUUAUUAAGAAAGACAACUUCUUUCCCACUUUGGUUUCCUCCGGCGCUUGUUUGUCCCGAAAUCUUAAAAUCAAUCCAUGAAGGUGAACCUACAAAAUAUAUCAAAAAGAAUAUUACAACUAAAAACGUCAUUAAGAUUAGCGAUAUAAUUAAAAAUAACGCAACGAACAUUGUGAUUGGACCUCAUACAAAGUUCGUGUUAAGUAAUGGGAGCGUAACAAGUGUUCCUAACCCUAUGGUAACUGAGUUAAGAAUUAAUGGAACAUCGAAAUUAACGACUAAAAGCGUCACAAAUAAAGUUAGAGAUGUUAAAAGUCGCAAUAUUGCUAAUGAAACUAAUUCAGAAAAUACUGAAAGUUCUGAUUUAACGUCGUGUUCAUGUCCAUGUGGUGAAUCUGUUUCAAAAAAAAGUGAUACAGAAUCAACAACUAAUUCGGAAACUGAAUUAGAAGAUGACUCAUCAAAAGAAAAUGAUGGGGAUGUUACCACUCCGUUAAAAGUAAGUGAAGAAGAUGAUAAAGAGGAGAUUAAAACAACAUGUAUUUGUUUAGAUGAGGAAAAUGUUAGUACAAAGAAACCUAAGAGUACUAAAAAAGGAAAAGAUGAAGAAGAAACAACAGAAAGUAGCUCAACAGAAUCAGAAACGAGCGAUGCGGAGAUUUUUGGUGAUGAAUCUACAAACACCACUGAGAAAUUAAGUACAACAAAAACUACAAAGAAAGAUAAAGGAACAACUGAAUCUAAUAAGAAAGAAGGUGCCACAACGAAAAAGGAAAAAGAUAAUAAGAAAAAUAAAACUAAAACGAAAGAUAAAGACACUACUAUAAAGGAUAACGACAAAGAAACAACAGCAAAAGAAUCCACAACAAAUAAUGAAACUAGUACUAGUCAGAAAAGUAGUAAAAAAGAUAAAGAAAAUGAAGAAACAACGACUGUAGAAAGCACAACGAAAGAGGAAAAUAAAACUACGGAAUCAAAGAGUUCUGAAACAACCACUAAAGAAGAAACAUCAAAAAAAAGUGAAAGUACUACAAAAGAAGCAAGUUCUACUGAAAAAGGAAGUAGUGAAUCAACUACAAAAGCAACAGAAACUACGAAAGAAAAUGUCACAGAAACUACCAUAACAACAACGGCUGCAUCGACCACAAAAGAAAGUGAUGAUAAAAAUAAAACCACAACUACAGAAAAACCAUCUGAAACUACAACAAAUAAAGCAAGUACAGAAGCAAAUCAAACAACGGUAUCCACACCAGCAGCUGUAAGUGCCAAAGAAGGCAGUACAAGUUCGGAGAAAGAUAAAACUGAAGGAGCGAUGAAAGAAUCGACUAAAACCGUUGAAGUUAAUAAUACAGAAACAACAAAUGCAGAGAAAACGAAUGGGACAGAAACAACUAAAGGUAACUCAGAAACAACCAAAGAAAAUUCAGAAACAACCAAAGGAAACUCAGAAACAACUAAAGGAAACUCAGAAUCAACUUCUGAAGGAGUAAGUACAUCAUCAAAGACGACAAAUAAAAAGGGUAAUAGAAAAAAGGUAACGAUAUGCAGAAAAAAGACAACUACUGAAAAUACAGACACAGAUGAAGUUAAAGAAACUGAAGAAAGUGAAGAAACAGAAUCAACAGAAAUGGCUGAAUCAUCCGAUGAGAAUAAAGAAACGUUAGAUACUGAAGAAGAUAUAUCUCAAACAGAAAAUUUUGAUAAUGAUGUUACUCAUCGUGUAAAUCCUGUUAAAGGUAAAAAAGGCAAUAAAAUUGUUUGUGGUAAAGAACAAGUCCAAGAAGUAAAACUACUACCUGGAGUUAAUAGAUUAAACUUAGUUUUCCCUGGACAAGAAUGUUUAAAUCAAGGAAAUAUAAUAUCACAAAACGUACCGGAUGCUCAAAGUGGACUAUCAAUUAAUAGUUUACAACAACCUCAAUAUGCUCUGUACGAUCCUAAUAUGAUGAUGAGUUAUGAUAAUAAAGGAUAUCAAGGUCAAAUGAGUGGGGUAAAUCCUCAAAUACAAUUUAAUCCUUAUCAAGGGAAUCCAUCGCAAAUGCAAUACCCCCCUAAUAUUGCACAAUUACAACAAUUUGUACCUCCUCAAAAUGGAUUACCACCAAAUCUUGCCGGAGGAAAUGGACUAGAUCCAUGUUAUAUGAAUAUGAUAGGAUUUAAUCUUUCAAAUCAGCAAAAUGUAGAAGUAACUCAAACUUCAUUAAAUGUAUUAGAAACUCCCGUUUCAAAUGAGACAAUGGAAAGUGAUAAUCCGAUUAAUCAAAUUAAAAUUAUAGUUAACGAUGAGAAUUUGAAAGGAAAUAAAACUUUAUUAGCAUCGACAAAUAUUUAUCUCGUAACAACAAAAUCUCCUGAAAAUAUUACAAAAUCGACAAAUAACGAUGAAAUAUCUUCUCCUUGUAGCGUUCUUGCUGCGAUAGCGAACGAUUUGUUGGGCGAUGUAAUGAACUACGACGAUCUUUAUGAUGUUGGAAUGAAUGUUUUAAAUAAAAAUGAUACGAAUUUGUGUAGCUCGACCAUUAAAUCGGAAGGCGCUAAAACUGAUGUGACUGGUACUGCAACAACUUUAGCGGGAAAUACCAACAACUCGAGCGGGAAAUCUCCGCAAAAUCGAACUGGAUGUAAAAUGCACAUGAAAAUAGUUGGAUAUAAUCCUCCUAAUGUAACAUCUUCAAAUGAUAAAUUAAGAAGUGUGUCAAAUAAAAUGACUUUAGGAAAUGUUUCAACAACUGUUUUAAAUACUCAAAAUACUAUAAAACUUUCUACUGGAAAUAAUUAUUAUAGUACAACAAUAAACAAUUUAGAUGGACCUGUAAAAAUAAUAACCACAGGGGUAGAUACAUUAAAAGCUUUAAUAAAACCGUCAGCUUCUGAAUUGGUUCAUGACACAAAUCAAUCAAUGAGACCAAUCAUAAUUAUCAAUGAAAAUAAAAUGCCUGAAAUACCUUUGAGUAUAACAACGAGUAAUUCUAGUUCAAGUACAGAAAGUACUGAAACGACAACAAUAAAAGAAGAAAUCGAGUUAAGUAAAGACACAGAAAAUACAUCGGAUUCCACGGAAACUUUAAAGACUAAUAUUCCACUGUUUGCAAACGAAGUUCCGCUGGUGAGUGAAAUUGAAUACGCACCUGGUGUUUUUCUUCCGAAUGAAACAACGUCCGCUGCUCAAUUGAUCCUAUUUAGACAUAUUUAG
Messenger RNA from Onthophagus taurus, 3249 nucleotides. NCBI's taxonomy places the organism in Eukaryota, Metazoa, Arthropoda, Insecta, Coleoptera, Scarabaeidae. The record is from RefSeq and is a predicted model, not a curated record.